Melospiza melodia melodia is the source of this 2973-nucleotide messenger RNA. RefSeq names its product ribosome biogenesis protein BOP1-like. Bases 226 to 2376 code for a protein of 716 amino acids. Lineage: Eukaryota; Metazoa; Chordata; Aves; Passeriformes; Passerellidae. The record is from RefSeq and is a predicted model, not a curated record. Gene Ontology annotation, molecular function: protein binding; ribonucleoprotein complex binding. Gene Ontology annotation, cellular component: PeBoW complex; preribosome, large subunit precursor. Gene Ontology annotation, biological process: maturation of LSU-rRNA from tricistronic rRNA transcript (SSU-rRNA, 5.8S rRNA, LSU-rRNA); ribosome biogenesis. The transcript has 16 exons.
UUUGCUUUCACAUUUUCCCGCGCUGCCGCUCGUUUCCCGUUAUUUUUCCCGUUAUCUUUCUCCGUUAUUAUUUCUCGUUCCCGUUAUCCCGCCCUGCCCAGGAGCAAAAUCCCUUCCCUCGGGAGCUGCGCGGGGCCGCGGCAAGGCGGAAGCGCGGCGGGCGGGGGCGUGGCCGUCCCUGUGACCCGCGCCCACGUGUUCGGCGGCGCACGCGGAGCCGCCACCAUGGAGCAGCCCAGCCCCUCUGGAGGCAGCGAGGAGCUGUCAGAGAGUGAGGAGAGCGUUUAUUCCGGCCUCGAGGAUUCGGGAACCGACAGCGAAUCCUCCGGGAACGAUGAGGAGGAGCAGGAGGAGGAAGAGGAGGAGGAGGAUGAGGAAGAAGCCCCUGGAAGCCCCUCAGCUCCUCAGACGCAGGCCAAAGGGGCUCCUGGGAAGAGGAAAGCCUUGGAAGACGAUUCCCCCUUGGAAGGGAAGCAGGAUUUGGUUGUCCACGACGAGUACGAGGAGGACAGCUCGGAUGAGGAGGACAUCCGGAACACGGUGGGGAACAUUCCCAUGGAAUGGUACCAGGAUUUCCCGCACGUCGGCUACGACCUGGACGGCAAGAAGAUCUACAAACCCCUGAGGAGCAAGGACGAGCUGGACCUGUUCCUGGAGAAGAUGGAGAACCCGGAAUACUGGCGCACGGUGCAGGACCCUCAGACGGGCGCCGAGCUGUGUCUGUCGGAGGAGCAGCUGGAGCUGGUGCAGCGCCUGCAGCGGGGGCACUUUGGGGACGUCAACUUCGACCCCUACGAGCCGUCCGUGGAUUUCUUCACCCACGAGGUGCGGAUCCACCCGGUGACCAACCGGCCCGCCGACAAACGGAGCUUCAUCCCCUCCCUCGUGGAGAAGGAAAAGGUCUCCAAGCUGGUGCACGCCAUCAAGAUGGGCUGGAUCCAGCCGCGGAAGCCCAAGGAGAGCACUCCCACCUUCUACGACCUGUGGGCGCGCGAGGAGCCCGACUCGGUGCUGGGCCGGCACAAGAUGCACGUGCCCGCGCCCAAGAUGCCGCUGCCGGGACACGCCGAGUCCUACAACCCGCCCCCGGAGUUCCUGCUCAGCCCCGAGGAGGAGCUGGCCUGGCAGCAGCAGGAGCCGUCGGAGCGGCGCCUGAACUUCCUCCCGCGGCGCUUCCCGAGCCUGCGCGCCGUGCCCGCCUACCCGCGCUUCAUCCACGAGCGCUUCGAGCGCUGCCUCGACCUCUACCUCUGCCCCCGCCAGCGCAAAAUGAGGGUCAACGUGGAUCCCGAGGAUCUCAUCCCCAAACUGCCCCGGCCGAGGGAUCUGCAGCCAUUCCCCACCACCCAGGCUCUGAUUUACCGCGGCCAUUCCAGCCUGGUGCGGACCAUCAGCGUCUCCCCCAGCGGGCAGUGGUUGGUGUCAGGCUCGGAUGACGGCACGGUGCGUUUCUGGGAGGUGAGCUCUGCGCGCUGCCUGCGCACGCUGCCCGUCGGAUCCGUGGUCAAGAGCGUGGCCUGGAACCCCAACCCCUCCAUCUGCCUCGUGGCCGUGGCCGUGGACGAGCAGGUGCUGCUGGUGAACCCGUGCCUGGGGGACCGGCUGCUGGUGUCGGGCACGGAUCAGCUGCUGGACUCGUGGCAGGCCCCGGAGGAGGAGCGGCCGCAGCCGGUGCGCUGGGAGCCGGCCGGCGCCGAGGAGCGCGCCAGGGGCGUCCGCCUGAGGGUGCAGCACGGCAAGCCGGUGACGCAGGUGACGUGGCACGGCAAGGGCGACUACUGGGCGUCGGUGGUGCGGAACCCCGGCGGGCGGCAGGUGCUGAUCCACCAGAGCAGCCGGCGCUGGAGCCAGGACCCGUUCCGGAGGAGCCCCGGCAUGAUCCAGUGCGUGCGGUUCCACCCGCUGCGGCCCUACUUCCUGGUGGCCUCGCAGCGCUCGGUGCGCAUCUACAACCUGCUGCGCCAGGAGCUCACCAAGAAGCUGCAGAGCAACUGCCAGUGGAUCUCCAGCAUGGCCGUGCACCCCGGAGGGGACAACGUCAUCUGCGGCAGCUACGACAGCAAGCUGGCCUGGUUUGACCUGGACCUGUCCACGCGGCCCUACCGGCUGCUCAGGCACCACGGCCGCGCCGUGCGCUCGGUGGCGUUCCACCGCCGCUACCCCCUGUUCGCCUCCGCCUCCGACGACGGCUCCGUCAUCGUCUGCCACGGCAUGGUCUACAAUGACCUGCUGCAGAACGCGCUGCUGGUGCCGCUCAAGGUGCUCAAGGGCCACGCGCCCACCCUGGACCUCGGCGUGCUCGACGUCGCCUUCCACCCCCAGCAGCCCUGGAUCUUCUCCUCGGGGGCCGAUGGAACCGUCAGACUCUACACCUGAUCCAACGGGAUCCAAUGGGAUCCACCUGGAUCCCCAUCGGGAUCCACCAGGAUCCUCCAGGGUUCCAGUGAGAUCCUCAGGGAUCCACCUGGAUCCAACCCCAGCAGCCCCGGCUCUUCUCCUCGGGGGCCGACGGAACCGUCAGACUCUACACAUGAUCCAUCCACCCACUGGGAUCCACUGGGACCCACUGGGAUCCACCCAGAUCCAUGGGGUUCCAGUGGGGUCCACUGGGGUUCCACCUGGAUCCAGCCCCAGCAGCCCUGGCUCUUCUCCUCGGGAGCUGACGGAACCCUCUGCCUCUACACCUGAUCCAGUGGGAUCUGGGGGGAACCACGGGGGUCCUCAGGGAUCCACCUGGGAUCCACCUGGGUUCCACCUGGAUCCAGCCCCAGCAGCCCUGGCUCUUUCCCUCGGGUGCCGACGGCUUCCUGCGCCUCUCCCCCUGAUCCACAGGGAGCCGGUGGGAUCCAGCUGGAUCCAGAGGGAUCCCUGGCGCUUCUCCAAUGGCACCGUGUGCCUCCACAGCUGACCUUCCCACAGGGAUCCGCUGCCUUUGGAACUCCCCGUGCUCAAUAAAGGCUUUUUUUGGAUACA